GAGUGUGUGUGUACCUAUCACUUUAUCUUCAUCCUGCAGCCUUGAAGUGUGAUCAGGUCUUAAAUGUGUGUGUCUCCUCUUUCUCUUUCGGCUGUCCAGAACACACAGACACCAUGGCAAAGAUAGUGGACCGGCAACCCCAGUCUGUCCCUCUCAACCAGUGGAGCUCAGGCAUCUGUGACUUCUGCGAAAACGUACCUGAGUGUUGUUUCUCGUUCUGGUGCCUGCCUUGUUUUGCCUGCCACACAGCCAAGAAGCAUGGCGAGUGUUUGUGUUUACCACUGCUCGAGUUUGGCUUCGUUCCACCAGUAACCUUAGCAAUGAGGACAUCAGUGCGCGAGCGCUACCACAUUGAGGGAUCUAUCUGUAAUGACUGUGUCUAUUCAUUCUUCUGCUGUCCCUGCGUCUGGUGCCAAAUGUCACGAGAGAUGAACAUACGUGGUACGGAACCGGUCACGUUCGUCAACAGACGAGCAAAAUAAAGACCCUCCUUCAUCAUCGCCAUCAUCGUCGUCAUUAUAAUACCCAUGAUACUCAAAACCCUUUAAUACCCUCAAUUAGAAAUUACAAUUUUUUUUAUUAUAUAUAGUUAUACAGUAAUUACAGAAUAAACAAUAUCAAAUGCUUUGGAAAUAUAUCUCAGUACAAACAAUGCAACUGUAAUAGCAGAGACAUUUUAUUAGGAACAUGUAUGGACCCAAAAUAUAACCACUAGAGGGAGCUGUCCUCAUUGUAAUGUAGAGCCAGACUCAUGGAGUAGCUGUAGUAAUAUCCUUUCACCUGACGAGGGCAGCAUGACACUAAUAAACAUCACCUCAGCUAAUCAGCACUACUGUACUUUAAAAGAAAGAGAAGAGUUAAUUUUAUAUAAAUGCAUGUUUAAGGUUUAAGCAUGGAUUUCCACUGUGAAAUGAGUCUGUACAUCAAAUAACAUCGGGGUUAUUAAAAGAAAUGUACGAUGAA
Colossoma macropomum (tambaqui) is the source of this 963-nucleotide messenger RNA. Its product is annotated as cornifelin homolog B-like. Lineage: Eukaryota; Metazoa; Chordata; Actinopteri; Characiformes; Serrasalmidae. Bases 114 to 482 code for a protein of 122 amino acids. The transcript is spliced from 4 exons. The record is from RefSeq and is a predicted model, not a curated record.